Messenger RNA from Ictalurus furcatus (blue catfish), 7255 nucleotides. RefSeq names its product chloride channel, voltage-sensitive 1a (gene clcn1a). NCBI's taxonomy places the organism in Eukaryota, Metazoa, Chordata, Actinopteri, Siluriformes, Ictaluridae. Bases 25 to 3000 code for a protein of 991 amino acids. Gene Ontology annotation, cellular component: membrane. Gene Ontology annotation, molecular function: voltage-gated chloride channel activity. Gene Ontology annotation, biological process: transmembrane transport; chloride transport. The transcript is spliced from 23 exons. The record is from RefSeq and is a predicted model, not a curated record.
UUUUGGGUCAGUGACAGUGUGUCAAUGGCCGCAGAUGCAUCGCAAAGGAAGGCUCUGAGAUACCAACAGACCCUGCUGUAUGGGGAGUACAGUGAACAACCCGGGGGGUCCUGUCGACGAGAUGCUGGUCACCUAUUGACAGGGAAGCAGGCGAAGAAACAGCAUCAUCAUGGACACCAGCACCAUGGUCAUCAUAGACACCAUCUGCACAGUCACAGCCACCGCAGCCGACCCCACAUGGAACUGGACACAGAACAUGAUAGUAAAGAAUCAGAGAAGGGGCACACAUCCUCCCUGAAGAAACAACCCUCCUACUCCAAGUGUAAAGACUAUGUGGUUCGUGUACAGACGUUCCUAGUAACUAAACUGGGAGAAGAUUGGAUCUUUCUGGUUCUCCUGGGUGUCUCCAUGGCAUUAGUCAGUUGGACUAUGGACUAUGCCAGUGCCAAGAGCCUCCAAGCUUAUAAGUGGAUGUAUGGGAAGCUGAGGGGAAAUGUCCCACUGCAGUACUUGGUUUGGGUCAGCUAUCCAAUGGUGCUCAUCUUGUUCGCCUCCUUCUUCUGCAAUCUGGUUGCUCCACAAGCCAUCGGUUCUGGUAUCCCUGAGAUGAAAACAAUCCUUAGAGGAGUUGUGCUGAAAGAGUACCUCACUUUUAAAGCAUUUGCAGCAAAAGUAGUUGGUCUUACUGCUGGACUAGGAAGCGGAAUGCCAGUAGGCAAAGAGGGUCCCUUUGUACACAUAGCCAGCAUUUGUGCUGCUGUGCUCAGCAAGUUUAUGUCCUUAUUUUCUGGGGUCUAUCAGAGCCCAUAUUGCUACACAGAUAUUCUCACAGUCGGGUGUGCUGUGGGGGUAGGCUGCUGUUUUGGAACUCCACUUGGAGGCGUGCUGUUCAGCAUUGAGGUUACAUCAACUUUCUUUGCAGUGAGGAACUAUUGGAGGGGGUACUUUGCUGCCACAUUUAGUGCCUUCAUAUUCAGGGUGCUUUCAGUGUUCAAUAAAGACGCAGUCACCAUCACUGCUCUGUUCCGCACCAAGUUCCGCAUGGACUUCCCCUUUGACCUGCAGGAGCUGCCAGCAUUCGCCAUCAUUGGCAUUUGUUGUGGGUUUCUUGGAGCUUUCUUCGUCUACUUGAACCGGCAGGUUGUCCUGUUCAUGAGAAGACCCAACGCCCUUACACGGUUUCUUACCAAACACCGUCUAAUUUACCCAGCCGUUGUAACAUUUGUGAUCGCAACGCUGACAUUUCCUCCAGGAUUUGGACAUUUCAUGGCCGGAGAGUUAAUGCCCAGAGAGGCUAUAAACUCUCUGUUUGAUAACUUCACCUGGACCAAAAUAUGGGGUGCUCCUGCUCCACCUGGUCUGGGACGAUCUUCUGCCUGGCUUCACCGGGAUGUCAAUGUAUUUAUCAUACUACUUCUCUUCUUUAUCAUGAAGUUUUGGAUGUCAGCUGUUUCAACGACAAUGCCCAUCCCCUCUGGAGCAUUCAUGCCUGUGUUUGUACUUGGUGCAUCAUUUGGUCGUCUAGUGGGGGAGAUCAUGGCCACCCUAUUUCCUCAUGGCAUUCUAUUUGAUGACAUCCUCUACCGGAUCAUUCCUGGAGGGUAUGCUGUCAUUGGUGCAGCAGCAAUGACAGGGGCUGUCACUCAUACAGUCUCUACUGCUGUGAUUUGUUUUGAGCUGACUGGUCAGAUCUCGCACAUUCUGCCCAUGAUGGUAGCAGUUAUCCUGGCCAACAUGGUGGCACAAGGACUUCAACCCUCACUCUAUGACUCCAUCAUCCAGGUCAAGAAGUUGCCUUACCUCCCAGAGCUAGGCUUCGGUCAUAUCAGUCAAUAUAACAUCUUUGUUGAAGACAUCAUGGUGAGAAAAGUGAAAUAUCUGUGCUCACAGUCCACAUACAGAGAAGUGCUGUAUCUACUAGAUUCCACUUCCCUCAAAAAUUUCCCUCUGGUGGACACAAAAGAAUCAAUGAUCCUCUUGGGAAGCAUUGAGCGGUCUGAGCUUCUUGCCCUCUGUGAUUGGUGGCUGUCAGCAGAGCGGCGGAUCAUGACACAGGAAGAGGGUUUGCAAGGCCAAGGGUUAUGUGCCAGCUGGGAAUCCAUUGCCUUUGUGGAUGAAGAAGGAGAAUACAGUGGUGGUGAAAAGAGCGUAUCGAUGCUAGAAGAAAGGAAUGGUCCUUUACCUUCACCCAAACCGCCAGAGCCCAUCCCAAAUGAUACCCCUCCUGCUAAAGGUCCUCUCCAGUCUUUCAGGAAAACUUUACACAACCUUUUCUCCUCCUCUUCAGAAAGACAGGCAGAGGAGCAAUCAAAGGAACCAACUCCUCCACCCCUCACUGAUACAAUGACACCUGAAGAGGUUAAAGCAUGGGAGGAUUCACAGAUGGAUAAGCCACUAGAACUUGAGCGGGUGAAGAUAGAUCCAUCUCCUUUUCAGCUGGUGGAGAGAACAUCAUUACACAAGACUCAUACACUGUUCUCCUUACUGGGCCUCAGUCAUGCCUAUGUUACCAGUAUUGGCAAGUUAGUGGGAGUUGUGGCACUGAAAGAGCUUCAGAAAGCCAUCGAGGGCUCAACACGGAGUGGGGUCCGCUUGCGUCCCCCUCUAGCCAGUUUCCGUGACACCAUUCGUAAGUACUCCAAGCCAACCCAAGCCUCCACGGCCCCAACUUCCCCAAUGUCUUCCUCUGCCCCCGACUCCUACCAUCUUUCAUCCCAAGUGGUCUCCCAAGUUCCCCUGGCCCCUGUCCAACCACAGGAGGAGGCAGAAGUGUGGAUUGAAGGAGUAAAACAGGAGAUAUUGGUAAAAACAGAAAGCAGCAGUGUAAGCAGCAGCCCUCAGACAGGAACUAGUAUCAGCAGGGCAGGAAGUCACAACGGCAGUCCGUCUCAAACUCAAACUCCUUCCUCUCAUCCCACUAUAUCGCUCUCAUCCCUGAGACCUGCGCCUGAGAACAAACAAGAUGGUGAUCAAGAAAGCGAUGAUGAGGAACCCCUUUAAGGGCCAUGUUUAUAAUUUGUUUAUUUCCCCCUUUAUUCUACUUUUAAAGAAUAUUUCUGUGUUUUUAUGUUCUCUUGAGUGAUAUUGCCUUUGGAGUUUAGGUAGUCAUAAUCAUAUGUGCCUGUGAAAAAUUGCUGAAAGUACUUUUGGUGGUUCAAGAGUUGUCAUUAAGCAGUGUAAUUACUUGGUUAGCCAGUGGUGAUUUUGUGUUUUCCAUGUUGAAUUAACAUAACAGCAAUUGGUUAACAACAGCGUUUGGUUAAAGCAAACCGUCAAAAUGUACAGAUAUCGAAUGGACAGUACUUAAAAAGUUCUAAAAGGUUUUUGUGAUGUAAAAAGUUUAAACUAAGAUAAAUCAUGUCAGAACUUUUUCCACCUUCGAUAUGAAAUUGCAAUGUAUAAAAAUUAACUGAAAACAAGCUGAAAAAUUUACAGGGAGAAAAAUAAAUAAAUCUUGCAAUAACCUGGUUGCAUAAGUGUGCACACCCCUAAACUAAUUCUUUGUUUAAACACCUUUUGAUUUUAUUACAUCACUCAGUCUUUUUGUGGGAAAGUCUGUCAGCAUGGUACAUCUUUACUUAGCAAUAUUUUCCCACUCUUUCUUACAAAAACAUUCUAGAUCCAUCAGAUUGUGAGGGCAUCGUCUGUGAAGAGCUCGCUUCAGGUCACCCCACAGAUUUGUAGUUGGAUUCAGGUCUGGGCUCUGGUUAGGUCUUCUUUUGGUUAAGCCGUUCCUUUGUUGAUUUGGAUGUGUGCUUUGGGUCAUUGUCAUUCUGAAAGGUGAAAUUCCUUUUCAUCUUCAGCUUACUAGCAGAUAAAUGAUGGUUUUGCCCUAAAAUAAACUGGUAUUUGUAGCUAUUCAUAAUUCCCUCCACCUUGAUUAAAGCCCCAGUUCUGGCUGAAGAAAAGCAGCCCUAAAGCAUGAUGCUGCCACCACCAUGCUUCACCCUGGGUAUGGUGUCCUUUUGGGGAUCUGCUAUUUUUUGCACCAAACAAACCUUUUGGAAUUAUUCAAUUAUUAUACCUUUUGAAAUUGGUCUCAUCAGACCAUAACACAUUUUGCUACAUGGUUUGGGGUGAUUUAGUUGAACUUGAAUGAUUUUUGAGAGAGUCCUGUUCUUGGAGAUAUCACUGUGGUGCUGCCUUUUCUCUAUUUGUUAAUGAUGGCCUUCAUAGUGUUCCAUGGUAUAGUUAAUGUUUUGGAAAUUAUUUCAUACCCCUAUCCUUUCAACAGUGAGAUGCUGUAAGCUCUUUGAAGACCAUGGCUUUAGCAGUCAGAUGAAACCAAUAAUAUGUGAAGAAAAUCCUACAGAAACAGCUGAUCUUUAUUUGGGGUUAAUCCGAAUAAGUUUGUUGUUGAGCUUGGAUGUGAUUGGUUAAUUCUGAACACAACCAUGUCCCCAGUUAGAAAAGGGUGUGCAAACCAGGUUGCAUAUGUUAUUGCAAGUUUAUUGUAAGUUUUUUAUUUUUCCUAUUUUUCUCUAAAAUGUUUCUGAUUGUUUUUCACUUUAUUUUUAGAUGUUGUAAUUUCACACUGAGGGUGGGAAACGUUCUGACAUGAUUUAUCUUGGUUUCAUUUUUUUACAUCACAAAAACCUGCCAUUUUAACAGGGGUAUGUAGACUUUUUAUAUCCACUGUAGUAACUCUGUGGUACAUAGCAUGUCCUCCAGCUCCACAUGGAACGGUAUCCACGUGUGGCCCAUUCUGGCCAGUUUCUAUGACUGACACCAACCAUAACUACCAAGCCAGCUCAGGCCUCCUCACGCCCCAUAUUUACCAAUGUCCUCCACUCCUACCGUAGAACUUUCCAGUCUUUCAGUCUUUUUAUAAGUGUUCUGCUGCAUUGGACUUACCUUGUAAGUUGCAAGCUAGCCAGCUAACUCUUAUGAGCAAUGCAUAUUUACCUCUAAAGCUAAAAGAAAUACUUGUAUUUACAGUAUAACUCAUUCAAAUAUAAGAAGUGCUAUUUUGUUUACUUCGGAUGCUCUGUGCAGCCAUGUUGAUUUGACCUCAAUCCAUAUACUGGGAAUGAACUUGUAGUUGAGACGACUACCCCAAGUUGAUGAGUAGGGGUGUUUUCUAUGGUUUUUCCUGAUUAGAGGUUGGGAAUUACAAGUUGUGACCUCGAGUCAGCUUUCUUUCUAGCCUUGCUCACUGACCUUUAAGGGAUCUUUGUUGUAAUUUAGCUAGAUAGAUAGCUAGUAGAUAGUGUGGUAUUAACUUUUUUUAGUGGUAUGCGGUUCAUUUUUCAGUUUUCAAACUUUAUCUUAAACUUGCUGUGUGCUUCAGGUGCAAACUUGGUCAAAAGUAUGUGGACACCUGACCAUCCCACCCAUAUGUGAGUCUUCUCCAAACUGUUGCCACCAAGUUUGAAGCACACAAUUGUAUAGAAUGUCUUUGUAUGCUGUAGCAUUACAGUUUCCCUUCACUGUAACUAAGAGUCUCAAACCUGUUCCAGCAUGACACAGUGCAGAAAGUGAGCUCCAUGAAGACAUGGUGUGUUAAGGUUGCAAGAAGGUGGAAGAAGUCCUGCACAGAGCCUGCACAGUGUCCUGACCUCAACCCCACUGAACACCUUUGGGAUGAACUGGAGCCUCCUCACCCAUCAUCAGCGCCUGACCUCAACCUCACUAAUGCUCUUGUAGCUGAAUGAACACAAAUCCCCACAGCCACGCCCCAAAAUCUAGUGGAAAGCCUUCCCAGAAAAAAGAGUGGAGCUUAUCAUAACAGGAAAUCUGGAAUGGGAUGUUCAACAAGCACAUAUGAAUGUGAUGGUCAGGUGUCCAUUAACUUAUUGUGUGAUUUGCAUCCAGUAUCUUUGGGUCAUUUAUUUUGCAGUUAGCAAAUGUAUACAGAAUUGUAUACAAAAAAACCCCAACAUUAUUUGGAUGCUUUCCUGUGCAGAUAUUAAUGUAAUUUAGGUUAUUUUUAAGAUGUCUAGAUCAUUAUUAUGUUGACAGUUUUCUCUCAAAGUUAAUCAUUACCCAAUCACAUCCGGAAUUCUACUUCUCUCAGGUUGCUCUAAUGUCUUUAAACUAACAAUUCUUACAUGAUCACUAUGUACUAUAUAUGCUGAUACUUUUUCUUCACUUUGUAGUACAUAAUACAUGAAGGAUGAUUACAGUCAUUAGUUGGAAAAAAAAUCACAAGCACUUAGUUUAUUUAUUUAUUUUUAAAUUCUUAUGUACAUUCUUUCUUUAUUUAUUCUUUAUCUACAUUGGUAUUUAUUUGUCUCUUUCUCAAUCAGUCUGAAAAGAACUUGUAUUUUUAGUAUUAGGUAUAGUCUUAGGAACGGUUUUGUAAGGUUUUUUUCCAAUAUAAGAUAAAUAAUAAUUUUUUAUUAGAAUGUGAUGUAACAAAUUCGCAUUCCGAUGAAUUAUGUAUACAGUAAACUUUUGUUGGGGAAACUAUGCAAUAAAUUAUGCAAUAAAUCAUGACAGUGGCAUUUACAUCUGUCAAAAGUUCUGAUGUAUUAUGACAGUAAUUUAUUUGUGUGUGUGUGUGUGUGUGUGUGUGUGUGUGUGUGCGUGUGUGUGUGUGCAUGGAUUUUUUAUUUGUUCUAGUUUGACAACUUCUAAUCAUACAGUGUCAGUCACUCACAGUAAGGUUUUUAUUUACAGCACAUAAAAAUACACACAUAGUGGAUAUCAUGCUCCAACCUAUAAUCACAGGUCACCUUAUGUCACUUGUUCUUUUAGAAUGUAAGUUCUUUUUAUAAGGUCAUGGUUUAAAUCUCCCUUUCUAAACCCAAACUAAACAAUCAAUCUAUCAAAUUACUCUUAUGUAAGAUAGUAAUAAUGUAUAUAUGACAUCUCUCCAUUCCCAUUACAAUAAAAACAUCCUCAUAAAGCCUUUCCCUACCUUCUAGAUAUUUUUGAUUUUGUAUAAUACUUUUGUUAUCUUAAAAAAAAAUGUUGCUCAAGUUGCAUAAUGGAUUUUAUCACCAAAAAAUAAACACCCGUUUGUUACAGAAAGCACAGGCCUUUUUUUUUUGUUGUUGUUGUUGUUGUUUUGAACACCUUGCAUUAGCGAAGCAUUUUAAUUUAAGAAUCCAUUCUCCACGCAUAUUUUCUAGUUAUCCAAGUAUUGGGAUACAUACAGUAUCUUCUCUCAUUUCAUAGAGAAUUAUUCUUCAUUCAUUGUCCACUGAGUAAACAGCAAACUCUUCAAAUAAUUAGAACAACACCUACAAUCAAUUAAUAGCACCUUCUUUCUUUCAAUUUCAUCCAUUAUGUCCACAGUCAUCUGGUCUGU